AGGAGGCUGGGAUAUGUAGUCUUCGGCAGGAAGGCUCAGCGUACACUUGAAAAGGAGAAUGGAUGCUGGUGGGGGGGUCAUUCCCGAGUCAGCUGUGGGGCCAUGACGGUGAGAGAGAUAAAAGAAUGACUUUUUUUUUGUACCAGGGAUCGAACCCAGGUCCUCGCACUUGUGAGGCAGGCCGCAAAACCACUGAGCCAAAUUCCCAGCGAGAGAUAAAAGAAAAGUGAAAAGGUCUCUGGCCUGUUUAGCAAUUGGCAGGAGCAAGGGUGCUCACACUCUGCUGGGCAAAAAAGGAUAAAAAGCGGCCACCAUCAACUGCCUCCCACAGCACUGUCACCGUGGGCUCCAGGGGAACAGUGUGAGUCACAGAAGAGGUGCCUGACUGAAGGCUGCAGCCUGCCUGCCUGAUGCCUGCCUGGGGGCUUCUGCUCCUGCUCUGGACCGUGGCAGAGGCCACGCAGGACUGCCCAACCUCAUGCAGCUGCCAGGCCCUGGAAACCAUGGGGCUUCGUGUGGACUGUGAGGGGCGUGGGCUCACGGUCCUGCCUACCCUGCCCUCCAACACACGCCAUCUCCUUCUGGCCAACAACAGUCUGCGCUCCGUGCCCCCAGGUGCCUUUGACCACCUGCCCCAGCUGUGGACUCUCGAUGUGUCUCAGAACCCUUGGCAUUGUGACUGUGGCCUCACCUAUCUGCGCCUCUGGCUGGAGGACCAUGUGCCCGGCUCCCUGGCGGACAUCCUCUGCACCAGCCCUGCCCGUGCUGCCCACCGCUCCCUGGGCCAGCUGACUGGCUACCAGAUGGGCAACUGUGGCUGGCAGCUGCAGGAGUCCUGGGCCCACCUGGGGAUCUGGUGGGACUUGGCACUGGUGGCUGUGGCUGUUGUGGGCAUGGCUCUUCUAGGUGGCCUUCUGUGCAUCUCCAAAGAGUACCUGGUCUGAAAUCAGGAGCCCAGAAUCUCCCCCUGGCACUGGGGCAGCUCCCCAAAGCCCAGUAACUCUGCUCACCUCAAACCAUCGGAAGAC
Messenger RNA from Fukomys damarensis (Damara mole-rat), 1028 nucleotides. It is a transcript of the gene Gp9, whose product is annotated as glycoprotein IX platelet. NCBI's taxonomy places the organism in Eukaryota, Metazoa, Chordata, Mammalia, Rodentia, Bathyergidae. Gene Ontology annotation, molecular function: protein binding. The coding region runs from base 411 to 944 and encodes 177 amino acids. The record is from RefSeq and is a predicted model, not a curated record. The transcript has 3 exons.